GGGUCUGUGCAUAAAUCGGUGGCGCGCGAGAUAGAGACAGAGAGUGAGAGAAAGAGAGAAAGUGGGGGGAGCAAAAGAAAUAGAGUGAGAGAGAGGGAAGCUCGACGCCCCAGGCGAGGCACAGUCGCGCGUAAGGCCUCACUCGACGAGAGGGUUUCGAUCGCGGUAAUCGUUUCUCUCGUCGUAUCUUCACCUAUCAGGACUGUUCGGUACACGUUUAAAAAAAAAAGAUACAUAUAUAUAUUAUAUAUAAAAAGGGAAAGAGAAAGAGAGAAAAAGAGUCAGAAAAAGAGAAAGAGAGUAAUGGCGUUUUUGAGAACGGUGCCGCGAUGUUGCGCCGGUAAAAAGAUUUUGAAAAGCGUGCCACUCCCCGUGGUUGGAUUACGCGAUCAAAACGUCUCCGCUGCAUUGGUGCGACUGAUCGAACGUGGAUAUGCCACUACCGGCAGCGUGCAGCAAGCGGCGUCGGAUCAACCGAGACAGAUAGAUCCGCUUGAUUUGAAGUUUAACGACCCAGUUGCUGCCUUCAAGAGCAAGACCACCAUGGAGCUCGUAAGAGCGUACGUCGUAUAUCAAAUAUGUUCGAUUGAGUAUCUUGUCGAAAACAACAUGAAGUUUAUGAAGCUGGCGGAGAAAUUGCUUGGAGAAAAGCUCUUUACGAAAAUGAUGAAGGCAACGUUUUACGGACACUUUGUAGCCGGUGAGGAUGAAGUACAAAUCACACCGGUUCUCGACAGGUUACGGCAAUUCGGGGUCAAGCCGAUUCUGGAUUAUUCAGUUGAGGAAGAUAUAUCGCAAGAAGAAGCCGAGCGCCGUGAAAUACAGGCCUCCGUGUCGGAAGCAGGUGAUGAGAAAACAGAGGGACCAUUGAAGAAGUAUCACGUCGAAAAAUCGUUUGCCGAUCGUCGUUACAAAGUAUCUUCGGCCAGGACAUAUUUUUACUUAAACGAAGCUUCUUGCGAACGAAAUAUGGAUAUUUUCAUUAGGUGUCUCGAGGCUGUUGCCGGUACUUCUAUGGGCGCCGGAAUCACGGCUGUUAAAUUGACAGCACUUGGUCGUCCACAGCUUUUGCUUCAACUAUCUGAAGUGAUCAUGCGAGCGCGACAGUACAUGUCGGACGUCGUGGGUGGUGAGGGUGCCGUUUUGGCUCACCAUGCGAAACCCGAUGAUUUUAAGAAAAAGUUCGAAGAGGCUCACGUGAUGGAUGCGGCACCGGUACAAAAGUUCCUUGAAAAGAUUCAAUCUGAUAAAGAAGGUGUGAUUCACUUAUUCCCUUGGAGCGGAAUUCUGGACGAAAACUACGAAUUGAGCGAAACAUUUCAAGUUCCCGACAUAAAGACUGGAAAGAUGGUGAGACUUAUGUCACAACUGACGUCGAAAGAAGAGGAGAUGUUUAGGAAUAUGAUCAGACGACUAAAUAAUCUUGUUGCGGCUGCCGACAAACUGAAUGUACGUAUUAUGAUAGACGCGGAGCAAACAUAUUUCCAGCCGGCAAUCUCAAGACUAACGUUGGAAAUGAUGCGCAAGUACAAUACAGAUAAGGCCGUGGUGUUCAAUACGUACCAGACAUAUCUGCAGGAAGCUUAUAACGAGGUAAAAACGGAUCUAGAACAGGCAGAACGUCAAAAUUUUUAUUUUGGCGCGAAAAUCGUACGGGGUGCUUAUAUCGAACAGGAAAGAGCAAGAGCCGCUGCUAUGGGUUAUCCGGAUCCAACGAAUCCUUCGUUCGAAGCAACUACCGAGUCUUAUCACAAAACGCUGAUGGAGUGUUUGAGGCGGAUGAAGCAGUAUAAAGAUAAGGGCGAAGACCCUAAGAAGAUAGGUAUUAUGGUUGCCUCGCACAACGAAGACACCGUACGUUUUGCUAUCGAGAAAAUGAAGGAAAUCGGAAUCUCGCCAGAAGAUAAAGUUAUCUGCUUUGGUCAAUUAUUAGGAAUGUGUGAUUAUAUAACGUUUCCGUUAGGUCAAUCUGGUUAUUCGGCAUUUAAAUAUAUUCCUUAUGGACCAGUGAAGGAGGUAUUACCGUAUCUUUCUCGACGUGCACAAGAAAAUAGGGGUAUAAUGAAGAAAAUUAGGAAGGAGAAACAAUUGCUGUUGAGUGAAAUAACGAGACGCUUAGUGAGAGGACAAAUAUUCUACAAACCUAAGGGCAAUUACACUCCGGUCUGAGUAUUUCGUCCUAAUUAGUACAGAGAUAUACUCUAUCAAAUUCAAGUAGUGAUUGUAAAUUAUUGAAUCUCCAAGACCUUUAAUGGCACUUCGAAUCGAGAUAAUUGAAAUAACCUGGUAAAACUUGUGGUAUUAAGAGCGAUGCGCGAGUGUGUAUGCGUGUGUGUAUGUAGCCAGAAAAGCAGGUAGUGUUUUCCUUACGUAAAAUUGCUUAUGUGUGCCCUCAAUAAGCGCAAUUUGCUCGAUAUUGCACUAUUCGGCGUAGAGUUAUAUGCGUUAUUAUAGUUUUACCCGCAUUGCGAAAAGCUACCAGCUACUGUGCUAUGGUUAUUACUGACGCGAUCGAAAGCCUAUCGAAUGCCCAUUUUCAAGUAUUGCAACUUCGUAGUUUGCCGUUAUAUCCAAGAUAUCCAGAUUAUAUUUUUCUCUUUUGAAAUAUCGGUUGUUAAUUUAUACUCGAUGAAACAUAAUUGUAACACUAAGUCUUGAACAGUGAUGAAAUCGUAGAAAGGAAGCGAUUAAAGUGCCCUCGAGCAAAGAGACCCCACGCUGAUGUGUCAUCUUUUAAUGUUUUUAUAUUUUUGAGAAUCCUAGUAUUUUAUGAUUAUAUAUAUAUAUGAUAUGAUAUUGUAUAUAUAUAUAUAUAUAAUACUUAUAUUUAAUUUAUAAUUAUAUACAUAUAUAUAAUAUACGUACAGAAUGUAUCGUUCGUUUAAAAGGUCGAAUCAUACUAUCUGUGUUACGUAUUUUAUAUAUAUAUAUAUAAUAGAAUAUAAAUCAAUAUAAAUAUUAUAUAUAUAUAUGCAUAUAUGUAUUUAUUUAUGUCGGUAUUCCGUUAAAGUGUUACGUGAAGUUAGCUCAUGUGUACUCAACAAACUGUUUUUUAUAAAUUAUAACGGCAUUUUAUUUGGAUUUAAUAAAUUAACGCAAUUAAGUGUACAUAGCACGGAUGAUGGUAGUUGUGUUAAUCUUGCGGGUCAGACGCGAAUAGUCAUGUUCCAUGCUUGCGCGUAGUUACCAAAAGAUAGCCUCGUUUUCAUGCGAUAUUAUCAAAGUGACAAUGUGAAUAAGGAAUUAAUUAUUACAUAUUCAGAGAUUCCGUUCUACGAAUUGAAAAAUCCAAACGAAAGAUAUUAUUGCAGUUGAGAUGUUAUGGUUGUAUUCCUCGUAAAAAUUGUAAUGUACAUAAAGGAUGGGAAAGGAAAGGGAAGACGGUGGGAGUGAAGGUUUUAACGGCAUGAAAAUUAGAAGAGUGGAAAAAGUGGCUCUGAGUUUCGAUGAUCGUACGUACGUUGAUAUUUACGUUGUGUCAAUCGGUAAAGUGCGAUUCAUACGAGUCGAGAUUUUACAUGGAAAAAAAAGAUUUACACAACAAAGGCGCGUAAGAUUUUGUCCCUUUUACCGAUGAGAGAGUCACUUUUUCUUUUACGUACAUUAAUUACACGCGUUGAGAUAUAAUAUUAUAAGGUAUAUCGUUGGACCGAAACAAGCGAGAUCGAAAGUUUCGAGAAAGAUAGACUGUUUUCUUGUAAUUUCACAUUCAUAGAGCUGAUAAAUCAUCUAUCGUUUUUUGCCUCGUUUGAAUUCAGUGUAAUGUCUGCGUUAUCAUCGGUACGUAGAAGAAGAAGAAGAAGAAGAAGAAGAAGAAGAAGAAGAAGAACAAGAAAAAGAAGAGAUGCAAGAGUAAGGUUUAAUGGCAUGUAACGUGCAUAUAUGUAUAGAAAUGGCUCUAUGUCUCGAGAGGAAAAAUAAAAGUGAACAAUUAAAGAUUUUUAAA
This is a messenger RNA of Vespula vulgaris, 3946 nucleotides long. RefSeq names its product proline dehydrogenase 1, mitochondrial (gene slgA). The transcript is spliced from 11 exons. Gene Ontology annotation, molecular function: proline dehydrogenase activity; FAD binding. The record is from RefSeq and is a predicted model, not a curated record. Bases 304 to 2169 code for a protein of 621 amino acids. Gene Ontology annotation, cellular component: mitochondrion. NCBI's taxonomy places the organism in Eukaryota, Metazoa, Arthropoda, Insecta, Hymenoptera, Vespidae.